ACACUCUCUCAUAGUAGUUUGUUUUGUUCAACAGUGUUUUAGUCACAGCAUACCUCUCAGUACAGUGAUUGUUAUAUUGUAGUUUGUGUGGGUAAUUUGCUGCUUUGCAGCUUAGAAACUAGCUACGAAUAUAUGGUAAACAAUAAUGACGGAUGUCCUCUCACAUUUAACAUUCAUAUUGAUUUCAUCAAUUUGUUUAUGGUCAUGCUCAACUAUUGUAACAUAUUCUUCUAACGUGUGUAAUGAAGGGCUUCAGCAAUUAAUUACCAUAGUGUUCAAGGUAUAUUUAAAUGGGUAGGACCACAGUAAUAUAAAAAGCAGAUCGAAAAACAAAGCAAUCACACACACUUCCUCCUUACACGCAUUGAGCAGACAGACUUUAGGCAGAAGACACUGCGCAGAUCCUUUGACAAACCAACACAUACGGUAAAGAAGUUCAGUGCUGAGGGAGAGGAGAAAGAAUGAAGACUCUGCUGUUGGCCAGUGUACUCCUGGUUUGGACCAUGAGGGCAUCUUCAGUGGAUCCGGAGAAAAUAAAAGUGUUUAAAGAGAAGGAUGGAAUCAGAUUGGAAUGUCCGAAGAAAGAACCUAUGGAAUUGUUUAGGUCUAAUGGAAAUGUGAUAUUGGAUGGGAAAUUGCAGUUUAACGAUGACAAUACAGGGGAGUACACAUGCAAGGGCAAAGAUAAACUGGAGAUUUCUAUGUACGUCAAAUUCCGGACAUGUAAGAACUGCAUCGAACUGGAUCCUGCCGCCGCAGCAGGUAUGGCUAUCGGAAACCUGGUGGCUACAGUUAUGAUUGGAGUAGCUGUAUACCACAUAGCCUCCCAGUCCAGAGGCACUCGAGCCACAGUCCAACAAGCUUCAGAUCGCCGGGCACUCAUCCCUAAUGAAUCAAAGAAUGAAAGCCACUAUCAGAAACUGAACGUUGGGACUCGCAGCAACGACACCUACUCCUACGCCAGGACUGGCUAGGCCUCCUCACCAACUGAUCAUCUGACCACCCCCUCUUCCUCUUAACACACUGGGCAAAGUGUAGUAAUUGGUCCCACCUAUCUAUUUUAUACCAUUUCUUAUCAAAAUGUUAAUUUGGGUUGUAUUUUUGGGAUGCCACCAUUCAUGCUUUCUAUCAUGUUGUAGUGCUUAGCUUUCUAGUACGUUUCUAUCCUGAAUUGAAUAUACUGUAAAUGUACUAAUAUGUAAAUACCAAAAUACCCUAAAGCUUUGUGUUCAUCCUAAAGACAAGAAAUGUAAAACUCUGUACUUGCUGUUAAACGUGUCCCCGCCUUCCUAUUACAUAGGUCAGUUUACGUUGUUUUGUAAUGUAAAGUUUGAUAAAACUAUUUUAUUUUAAAAUAAUUAAUGUGUGAGGAGAUACACUCAGAGCAAUGUAUUUAGCAAAUUGUAGAGUAAAAAAUGUGUGUGUCACCUUUGAUUGUGUGACUUAUUAUUUAAUAAGAAGAUUAAUGCUGUGUUUUAAGGAAACCUUUUCCAUCUCAGGUCAAUUGCUAAAUUAAAAUGAUUUCUCUCUCA
Molecule: messenger RNA, 1532 nt
Organism: Hypomesus transpacificus
Lineage: Eukaryota; Metazoa; Chordata; Actinopteri; Osmeriformes; Osmeridae
Product: T-cell surface glycoprotein CD3 delta chain-like
Exons: 6
Coding region: 462-974 (170 amino acids)
Biological process (GO): cell surface receptor signaling pathway; positive thymic T cell selection
Cellular component (GO): external side of plasma membrane; alpha-beta T cell receptor complex
Molecular function (GO): transmembrane signaling receptor activity
Source: RefSeq, a predicted model, not a curated record